Molecule: messenger RNA, 2851 nt
Organism: Eublepharis macularius
Lineage: Eukaryota; Metazoa; Chordata; Lepidosauria; Squamata; Eublepharidae
Gene: GLE1
Product: GLE1 RNA export mediator
Exons: 16
Coding region: 32-2161 (709 amino acids)
Biological process (GO): regulation of translational initiation; poly(A)+ mRNA export from nucleus; regulation of translational termination
Cellular component (GO): nuclear pore cytoplasmic filaments; nuclear pore; cytoplasm
Molecular function (GO): phospholipid binding; translation initiation factor binding; inositol hexakisphosphate binding
Source: RefSeq, a predicted model, not a curated record
GGCUGUUCCGAAUCUCUCUCUGGAACGCGAGAUGCCGUCGUCGGGGCGGUUCCGUAUGGAGACCUUGGAGGCUCUCCGGAGCAGCCGCAAAGGGCGGCUGAUCUAUUGCCGGGAGUGGGACCCGGCGGGCGAGGAAAUUCUGGAAGGAUACAGAGCCCCCCCUGAGCUGUCUUCCUAUUCAGGUUGGGUGCUAGAACGAGUCUUCUCCCACUCUCCAAAAGAAGAUCCUCUCUUUACAGGUUCAGCUUCUGAAGAAGAACCCUCUCCUGUUACAGCCCAGGUGUCCUGUCUCACAAGUGCAGUUUCUUCCGCUAGCCCCUUGCUUUCCAGACCACUGUCAACAGAAGUACCAAGUGAUUCACAGUUCUAUGGGAAAUGGAGAGAUCCAGAUACCAAUCAGGAGAUCUUUAGUCUGCCUCCCCCUUCAAAAAGCAUGGAAGUAGAAGGCCUCAUACGCUUGCAUGAAGAAGUACGGAGGUUGAAGGGAAAGGAAGAGCUCAGGAAGCGCCUGGAUCAGCAGGAGCAGGUGAUGAAGGCGGCCUCAGAAGAGGCAAGCGAAUUGCUGAAGCGCUUUGAUGAACUCAAGGAGCUGAAGCAGCAUCAGGAAUAUCAAGACCUGCAGCAAGUCAUAGAGAACAGCUGCAAAGAAACUCAAGGGCAACAGGAAAAACUGAAAGAGGAGCAUCGACGCAGAGCCAAGCUUUUGAACCGGAAAUUGCGUGAAGCAGAGCAGCAGCGUCAGCGCCAAGAGGAACUGGAGCGCCUUCGCAAGGAGGAGAGCCAGGAGAGGCUCCGCCGCCUCUAUUCAAUCCAAGAGGAGGUGCUGCGGAUCAAUCAACAGAUUGGCAUCAAUAACAAGCAUAAGGAUUUGCCUGGGACUGACCUCUCAGCAUACAGUAACCGCAGCAAUCAGAUUUGUGGAGAAAUGUCUGGGCUUGUCCGCAUGGCUAAUGAGAGAGGGUUUCCUGCUCAGGUGGACGUGGCCUCCGCUGAACAUGUACUCCUGGAAAUGCAAGGGUUAAUUGCCAAUAUGCAGCGAGAGAUUGGUGUAGCCAUAGAAGAGAAGAGGAGGUGUGAGGAGGCAGCGGCGGCAGCAGCCAGAGAGAGGCAGAAGGAGUUGCAGAAGCAGGAGCUUGCAAAGACCCAGGUCUCAAAACCUGUGAUGCUUGUCGAAGGGAAGUCUGCAAAGGCUGGGCUUCAGGUGAAAGCAGUGGAGAAAACUUUGCAGUGGUACCAGCAACUACAAAAAGAGUGUGAGCAGUGCAUUGCUUCCUUUAGUGGACUGGCAGACAGCCAAGACAGCCAGGUGAAAAAAAUCAAAAUGGAUUUGCAGAAGGCAGCCACCAUCCCAGUCAGCCAGAUUUCUAUCAUAGGAGGUUCCCAGCUGAGAGAGAUAUUUGACAAAAUCAAUAACCUCCUUUCAGGAAAGUCUGUACAGAGUGGUGGACGCCAUGUAACUGUUUCUCAACAUCCUCAAGGUCUGACAUUCGUUUAUUUCAAACUGGCAGAAAAGUUUGUGAGACAAGGAGAGGAGGAAGUGGCUUCGCAUUUUGAGGCGGCGUUCCCAAUCGCCGUGGUGGCUUCAGGCAUCUGGGAGUUGCACCCCAAGGUCGGGGAUCUCAUUCUGGCACACCUGCACAAAAAGUGUCCUUAUGCUGUCCCGUUCUACCCGGCAUUGAAGGAAGGCACUCCCCUGGAAGAAUAUCAGAGGACUCUGGGUUACCAAGUUCAAGAUUCAAAAGUAGAGCCACAGGACAACUUUCUGAAACGAAUGUCGGGGAUGAUUCGCCUGUAUGCUGCUAUCCUCCAGCUUCGGUGGCCUUAUGCAAAUAGCCAGGGGACUCACCCACACGGACUGAACCAUGCUUGGUGCUGGCUGGCACAAAUGUUGAACAUGGAACCUCUGGCAGAUGUGACAGCUACGCUUCUGUUUGACUUUUUGGAGGUCUGUGGGAAUGCUCUUAUGAAGCAAUACCAGGUGCAGUUUUGGAAGAUGAUCCUGCUUAUCAGAGAAGAGUAUUUCCCAAGAAUUGAAGCAGUUACAAGUGCUGGAGAAAUGGGUUCCUUAAUGAGGUUCAAGGAGUUCUUGGAGAAAUGUUUACAACGGAAGGAAAUUCCUCUGCCAAAGGGAUUUUUGCCGCCAUCUUUUUGGAAGUCAUGAUUUGGCUUCUCCCAUUUGCAUCUUCAACUUGGAAUUCAAAGAAUGGUCUGGCCUGUUUGGAGGAAAUCACAUAAGUCUCUGGAGACUUUUUUUAUAUGAGGACCAUAUGAUCAGAGAAAGAGCAGCUUUGUCCUUCUCCAGCUUUAUUCUGCUCUUCCGGAUUCAGACCUUAGUAAUUCUUAAAUAAAUUAUUUUGCAAAGAAUUUUAAAAUGUCUCUUUAAUUCUGUCAUUUCUCUUUAAUGGGACAUGACAGAACAAUUUUGCAAACUGUUGUUUUGUAUUUUAGUAACUGUUGCCAGUUCUUCCCCACCCAAUCCUGUCAAUGGAAUGCCUUGAACUCUCCCAGAAGGAUCCCCCAGAGCUUGUUAAUGUAUACAUGCGAAGUAUUUGUACAAAGUGUGCCACUGUCUUAGGAGCACUGAGAUUAUAAAUUAAGAAAUCCAGUUACAAAAUAUUUUUAAUACAAUCAGUGAGUAUUUUUAAUUCAUUAGUUGCUUUGAGGAAGCAUUUGCAGUCCAUUGUAAGUUCAGACAGCGGGAGGCUUUUUCACUCAUUUGGGUGAGUCUUAUUUUUUAAGAAACACAGCCAUUGGUUUAUGUUUCUUUUAAAAGCACCCCUUGUAAAAAUGGCUUUUUAUUUUGGUUGUUGUGGAUUUUCCGGGCUGUAUAGCCGUGGUCUUGGCAUUGUAG